UUCCCCCUUGCUACUUCCGGUUGCGACAGUCACUAUCUUCCCCACCAAAAUGGCGAAUUCCGCUAUUGCUGCAGCUGCCGCCGCCGCCGCUGCCGCCGCAGCAGCUGCCAAUAGAGACCCGGCUGUCGACCGCUCAUUACGUUCGGUGUUUGUGGGUAAUAUUCCUUACGAAGCAAGCGAAGAACAGUUAAAAGACAUCUUCUCAGAAGUCGGACUUGUUGUUAGCUUCAGGUUAGUGUAUGACAGAGAAACAGGCAAACCCAAAGGAUAUGGCUUCUGUGAAUAUCAAGACCAGGAGACUGCGCUCAGCGCCAUGCGGAACCUCAACGGCAGAGAGUUCAACGGUCGCGCUCUGCGUGUCGACAAUGCGGCGAGUGAGAAAAACAAGGAAGAGCUUAAAAGUUUGGGAACGGGAGCGCCUAUUAUUGAGUCUCCCUUUGGGGAAAACGUGACACCAGAGGAGGCUCCCGAGUCCAUCAGCCGGGCUGUUGCCAGUCUACCACCUGAACAGAUGUUUGAACUUAUGAAACAGAUGAAGCUAUGUGUUCAGAACAGUCCACAGGAGGCAAGGAACAUGCUACUGCAGAACCCUCAGUUGGCUUACGCCCUGCUGCAGGCCCAGGUGGUCAUGCGCAUCGUUGAUCCGGAAAUCGCGCUGAAAAUGCUCCACCGCCAAACCACCACGCAGCCGCUAAUUCCGAGCGGCCAAGGGGGAGGAGGCCCACCAGUCAAUCCGCCGCCUGCCAUGCCCAAUAUGGCGCCCCCUCAGCAGCAGCCUGUGGCUGGGAUGCACGUCAAUGGAGCGCCUCCGAUGAUGCAGCCUCCAAACAUGGGUGUUGUGCCUGGACCUGGACCAGGACCAGGACCGGCCCCAGGACCAGGCGGCCCACCAGGAAACCUUCAGCAUUCCCCCACAGGAUCGUCUGCACAAGCUAUCGACCGGACGCAAGGACCAGGCGGCAUCCCACCCAGAGGUCUGCUGGGUGAUGGACCCAACGAUCCACGAGGAGGACUGAUGCCGGUCCCAGGAGAAAACAUUGACCCCAACCGAGGCUACAUGGUCGCGCCUCCGCCGCACGCCGCCCCGCCGGUCCACAUGGGCCCGAUGGGAGGCGGACCGCCGCCAGAUAUGCGAGGACCGCCCAUGGACAUGAGAGGCCCGCCGAUGGGUGAACCACGCAACAUGAUGGGUGACCCCAGAGGGCCCCCUAUGAUAGAGCAGCGUGGACCCCCGAUGGAAACCAGAGGUCGCGACCCCAGAGGAAUGGACACACGUGGCCCUGUGCCAGGCCAGCGGGUCCCUAUGGUGGGAGGAAUGCAGGGCCCCAUGCCCCACAACAUGGGCCCCAAUCCCCCUCUCGGCCCCCCACGACCGGGUCCCGGCAUGCCUGGAAUUCCUCCUUCGGGUGGAGGCUUCAGCCCAGGCCAGAACCAAGUUUCCUCACAAGACCAGGAAAAGGCGGCCCUGAUCAUGCAGGUUCUUCAGCUAACCCCGGAACAGAUUUCCAUGUUGCCCCCCGAACAGCGGCAGAGCAUCCUCAUCCUCAAAGAGCAGAUUCAGAAAACCGCUGGCGCACCUUGAUUCAUCCACACCCGCACGGAAUCAAACUGGCAGGACUUACAGUCUGGCCUUCAAAAGAAGUUUUCUCAUUAGUUUUCAUGAUUGUAUAAUUAAGCUGUUUCCAUGUUGUUAUUUUUUUUUUCAAUCUGAACUUCCUCAAUAAAACUCAAAAAAUGUGAUCUUUUUUUGGUUCUUUAUUUAUAUAAGUGCAAUUUAAAGACAAUAAGACAAAUAUGAGCACUUGCUUCAGUUGUUCAUUAACCAUGUGACAUUUUUACCCUCCUCCUUUUUCCCAGUACACUUCCUAUUGUCUCAACGCUUUGGAAGAAUGCAGGGGUGAAAGUGGCUAGAAUUUCUUGCCGGAACUCCCCAAUGUGAAGGUCGCCACAGAGCCAGGUUUUUUUAU
Corythoichthys intestinalis (scribbled pipefish) is the source of this 1967-nucleotide messenger RNA. RefSeq names its product cleavage stimulation factor, 3' pre-RNA, subunit 2 (gene cstf2). Gene Ontology annotation, cellular component: mRNA cleavage and polyadenylation specificity factor complex. Gene Ontology annotation, molecular function: mRNA binding. NCBI's taxonomy places the organism in Eukaryota, Metazoa, Chordata, Actinopteri, Syngnathiformes, Syngnathidae. The record is from RefSeq and is a predicted model, not a curated record. Bases 50 to 1582 code for a protein of 510 amino acids. Gene Ontology annotation, biological process: mRNA 3'-end processing. The transcript is spliced from 14 exons.